GUUCCAUAGCGCGUCACAUGAUUUGAGUCUUGUGACAAUCCAGACAGAAAGGGAAAACGAAUUCUGAGUUUACAACUGUUUCUUGGGCGCUAGUGAUUGGAGAGGUUCUUUUGACAAGAAAGCACAUAAUGAGGUGAUAAGAUCGCGAUAUUUUAGACGUUUCCCUGAUUUUUUAUAAGCAUCCUCCCUUUCGACUGAACAGUCCGCUAGUGUUUCGGGUGGUGCAGUCGGUGACAAAGUUGGCACAUGGAGAGAGGCGAUAACUUUAAUUUUUGCGCGUCGUGUUUUCUUAGUUUUUUUGUACACUUCCGUGCCUGCGAAAGUCGUAUGACUCGAGGCAACACCGUCUAAGUAAAUCCAAUUUGUGUGGGAAGAAGAGGGCCAGCCAAGUCAAAGAAAGAGGAAGAUAACUUGAGUACGCAACAGAUAUGGACAGCAAACCUCUUCUCCAAGACCGUCCUCCCGCUUAUGCUAACGUCGUCCCGGGGGCGUAUGAAUAUGGCCAGCAGCACAAUUAUGGAGCUAUCCCCGCCCCAACCCCUGUACCCCCGGGCUUUCAACAGCCGCCGCCGUAUCAGUACCCCACUGGCCCAGGGUUCCAAGAAGGCCCCAGUGCUCAGAUGGGCCCAGCCAUAGCCCAGCAGCCCUACCCAGGCACAUACACCAUCAUCCAGCCCUCCGUGGUGGUGGUGGGGGGCUGCCCGGCCUGCAGAGUGGGCGUGCUGGAGGAUGACUUCACCUGUUUGGGAAUCAUGUGUGCCAUCUUCUUCUUCCCCCUGGGGAUCCUCUUCUGCCUGGCGCUGCGCCAGAGGAGAUGUCCCAACUGUGGCGCCACCUUCGGGUAGAAGGACCAAACUGUAGCUAGCUCAUCCUCUCACAGCCAAGCUGGAUCUUUUAAACUUUGUUGUUUAUAAUUAUUACACACUGAUGAUGCCAUGUCUUUUCUUACAACGAUUAAGGAUUAAGUAGUCGCCACAAUGAACUUAUAGCCAGCCAUUAAUUAUGAUAAUAUGAUAGAGGUGCAUGUGAAAAUCUAAAUGUGUACAUGCUAGGAUAGAUGAUUUAGGAGUAUUAUCUAGUGAAGAAGCCUGAUCUUUGUCUAUCUACUGCUGGUGCCUUUAUUACGCUAUAGAGCAGAAAACACACCAGGGGCCAUAUUCCACAAAGCCUAUCAGAAAAGGUCCUAGGAUCCUGUCUAAGACAAAAACAACUCCCAGCUCAGAGUAGAUUUUAGGAUGACAAUACACUGCUCAGACAAACUCUGAGCCAGGAGUAAAAUCAACUCAUAAAAGUUUCUCAGUUGGUAAUCACGACAGUUUGAGGUACCGCAAAAGAAGGAUAGUGAUGACAUCAUUGACAUUGUUGCAAAUGAUGAGGAAUAAGCAAUCACGACGAGGCACUGACAGCUGUAUAGCACGCUUCAGAAAACUACGGUGAAUGUGACUGUACAUCAGAUGUUGCAAUGGUAAAACGUUUGAUAUAAUUUGCCUGACACAAUCACUUUAAAUGUUUCCUAAUAUGUUGGUAAUAAUUAUUGUGUAAUAUUUUUGGGACCAUUUCUGAUAUUUUGAAUAAUGUGAUAGGCAUAUUGAAUCACAGUGUUUCACAGCUGUUAAAAGCUGAAUGUUGAUAGAUAUUAACGUUAUUUCAGCACACUCCUGUUCAAAAACUCAAAAUAGCUUUGGCACACUAGGCAUCAAGUCACUUGCCGAUAAUGUUGCAUAAAGUGUUUCAAAAAGGUCUAUAAUUUUUACCAAACAGAAUCAAAGUUAACAGGCUGUAGAUGCUUUCAAUUGCCCAACCCAUAGGCAUGCCCAAUUUAGGCAUCUUGUUUAACAGCGUGAUAUUGUGCUCCAAAGGGCUAACUUCAAAUGACAUGAUGUAGGUUAAUGAAAUAAUUGAAAGAAAAAUGUGUGAUUUGUUUAUUAGCCUAGUGGUUAUAAGUAUUUAGGCAUGGGCUAUCAUGUGAAUUAAGCCUUGUGAAAUCAUUGUCAAAAGCGCAAGAUACAAGGUCUAGAUUAUUUAUGGGGCGAUCAUAUAGAACUAUCAAACUCCAAAGCAAUUGCCUGUCAAUGGCCACUGCCUUUUUCUAUUACCAAGACACCUGUUGGUAACUCUUAACUGGUUAGGACAGCUCAUGAGGUCUCCUAAAUAUCUGUUGACUAGGUGGGGGACUAUUAGGACUAGAGGCUUCAUGCAUAGCUUUUAUGUUGACCCAUAAGAGUAGGAGUAAAAUGUCUCUAUUCUCAGCACUUACCACCAAAUGUUUUACUCUGAGACGCUUUGUGGAUACGGCCCAGGGUAGGAGUACUGAUCUAGGAUCACGUCCUCCCUGUCGACAUAAACCUUGUGCAUUAUGAUUUAAAAGCCAAACUGAUCCUAGAUUGGCAUUCCUACACUGAGGAUCUUUGUGAAUACAGGCCCAGAAUGGGAUUGUGAUCAUAAUGUGGCUCAAGACGUGGAUCAAUAACGAAUGAUUUACUUGAUAGAAUUCCUUUGUUUUGUCAUGUUCAAUCGAACGGAGGCACAAGUAGAUUUUGUGCUCAAUGUUAAAUUCCAAUUGCGCCACAACUGGGUAUUGUUCAGUUCUGCCACUCCUGAAGCGACUUUUGUUUCAUUUAGUCACAUUUUAGGAUUAAUUAUGUAUAAAAUAGACUCGUUGCGUUGGGAAAUGUAUCGUCACUGUACCGGUAUAGGACUAUAAGGAAACGACCGAUCGAGCGAACGCCACUUUAAGCAACCCUUUUGAACCUCUUUGUUUUGAAGCCUUUGUAAAUGCUGCCCACACUCAGUCUGGGCCUGUGUCGCAGAGAAUAGCUUCUCCCAGCUUGACUCUGGCAGGGGGAGGGUUUUAAAUGUAACGCUGAGACAUCAGCUGUCCCUAAGCGAGACAUUGAACAUUUGUCUGAAAAUUCUGGGGCCAUGUCAUAUUUGCACUGCAUUGACCAUUGAUUUUUAUUGGGUAUGAUUCAGAUAGAUUGCUUUUAUAUAGGUCUGCAGACCUCAGAGUUUCUUAUUGGACAAGACCAGGUAGUUCCUCCCUGUUUCAGUCCAUUUUCUACCAUUUGCUGCCUAAUGAACAGGGAUCUCUGUUCCAAUAUCCUUUAAUGUCACACUAUAGCAUACCACUUAGAACGUACAUUUUUAUUGGGCAUGCAUUCUAAGUAGCAUGGAUAUUCGGACAGGUUGAAGCGCCCUACACAGGCUCUGCAGGAGUUCACCCAGGUCAAGUCAGGCACCACGUCUUUGACCUACAACCAAGCAGACUCAGCCGAGGGAGGGAGGGAGGGAGGGAGGGAAAGCAAAGCAUGCAGCGAGUUUUUGCAUAAUACGAGCAGGUUGACGUGUAAUCUCUGGAUAAUGUGUAGCUAUCUUAGUAUUCUUCUCAGUGACAACUCAGCCCUCUGCGAUCCUCCCUGCAAUGGACAAUCAACCAAGAAUGUCUAUCCCAUCCGUAGGGUAUUGUUACUGUCUAUGUCCAAUUGGUCCAUGUCAUGUAAUAAAAUUGUAUUAUAUAUUGGGGGGGGCGUGUAUUUUAAAUUGAUUUGCUUUGAAACACUACGCACGCUGUCAUGAUGGAGGUCCUUAUUUUUUUAUAAAAGAGAGUUAUUGUAAAUAAAGAAACAUGAGUGCGG
Coregonus clupeaformis (lake whitefish) is the source of this 3635-nucleotide messenger RNA. RefSeq names its product brain protein I3. The record is from RefSeq and is a predicted model, not a curated record. Bases 429 to 845 code for a protein of 138 amino acids. NCBI's taxonomy places the organism in Eukaryota, Metazoa, Chordata, Actinopteri, Salmoniformes, Salmonidae. The transcript has 3 exons.